AGACUGUCAGAGCCCGCUGCUCGCCCGCCCGCCCGUGCCUCCGAGCCCGCGGGGGACUUCACCUGGUCCUCGGCACGGCUGCCUCCCACCCGUCGCCAACCCUGAAAAGUAUUCUCCACCUCCGAAGAGGACCUUUGACUCUCUGGGGUGCUGAUUCCGAGGCAUUAAAGGGCAAAGAAGAGAUACUCCCCAAGAAGUAAAACAUGACUAAAAGCAACGGAGAAGAGCCCAAGACGGGGGGCAGGAUGGAGAGGCUGCAGCAAGGAGUCCGAAAGCGCACGCUCUUGGCCAAGAAGAAAGUGCAAAACAUCACAAAGGAGGAUGUGAAAAGUUGCCUGUUUCGGAAUGCUUUUGUGCUGCUCACGGUCACGGCUGUCAUUGUGGGUACCAUCCUUGGAUUUACUCUGCGGCCCUACAAAAUGAGCUACCGGGAGGUCAAGUACUUCGCCUUUCCUGGGGAACUUCUGAUGAGGAUGUUGCAGAUGCUGGUGCUGCCUCUCAUCAUCUCCAGUCUUGUCACAGGAAUGGCGGCCCUAGAUAGUAAGGCAUCAGGGAAGAUGGGAAUGCGAGCUGUAGUCUAUUACAUGACUACGACCAUCAUUGCUGUGAUAAUUGGCAUAAUCGUUGUCGUCAUCAUCCAUCCUGGGAAAGGCACAAAGGAAAACAUGCACAGAGAAGGCAAAAUUGUACAAGUGACGGCUGCAGACGCCUUCCUGGAUUUGAUCAGGAACAUGUUCCCUCCAAACCUGGUGGAAGCCUGCUUUAAACAGUUCAAAACCAACUACGAGAAGCGGAGCUUUAAAGUUCCCAUCGAGCCCAAUGACACGCUGGUGGGAGCUGUGAUAAGCAAUGUGUCGGAGGCCAUGGAGACGCUCACUCGCAUCAAAGAAGAGCUGGUCCCCGUUCCAGGGUCUGUGAACGGAGUCAACGCCCUGGGGCUGGUUGUCUUCUCCAUGUGCUUCGGCUUUGUGAUCGGCAACAUGAAGGAGCAGGGGCAGGCCCUGAAGGAAUUCUUCGACUGCCUCAAUGAAGCCAUCAUGAGACUGGUCGCUGUGAUCAUGUGGUACGCCCCUCUGGGUAUCCUCUUCCUGAUUGCAGGGAAAAUUGUGGAGAUGGAAGACAUGGGAGUGAUCGGGGGGCAGCUUGCCAUGUACACGGUGACGGUCAUCAUCGGCUUACUCAUUCAUGCAGUCGUGGUCCUGCCCCUUCUCUACUUCUUGGUCACCCGCAAAAACCCCUGGGUUUUUAUCGGAGGCUUGCUGCAGGCGCUCAUCACCGCUCUGGGAACCUCCUCAAGCUCCGCCACCCUGCCCAUCACCUUCAAGUGCCUGGAGGAGAACAUCGGCGUGGACAAGCGCGUCACCAGAUUUGUGCUCCCCGUGGGGGCCACCAUUAACAUGGACGGCACUGCCCUCUAUGAGGCCUUGGCUGCCAUUUUCAUCGCUCAGGUCAACAACUUUGAGCUGAACUUUGGACAGAUUAUCACCAUCAGCAUCACCGCCACCGCUGCCAGCAUUGGGGCUGCAGGGAUCCCUCAGGCCGGCCUGGUCACCAUGGUCAUCGUGCUGACCUCGGUGGGGCUGCCCACGGACGACAUCACGCUCAUCAUCGCCGUGGACUGGUUCCUAGACCGCCUCCGGACCACCACCAACGUGCUGGGCGACUCCCUUGGAGCUGGGAUUGUGGAGCACCUGUCUCGACAUGAACUGAAGAACCGGGAUGUGGAAAUGGGUAACUCGGUGAUUGAGGAGAAUGCAAUGAAGAAACCCUAUCAGCUGAUUGCCCAGGAGCACGAGCAUGAGAAACCGCUGGACAGUGAGACCAAGAUGUAGACUAACAGGAAGAAAGGCUUUCUUGAGCACGAGGGAUUCGCAACCGAUAUGAUGCUUCCAGCCCAUGACAACCCCUUUUCUCCAGUAAGCCCCUGAGCUCGGUUUCCCCCAGCCCCUUACUCGUGGCAGUAUUGGAAGUAUGACUCCAAAAAGAAGGGAGAAUUGUGCAGUGGCCAAAGGGUCUGGCUUUUAUCCCUCACUUCCAAACCAUUUCGGUUCUUACCUCUAAGAUACGUGAGGUUAAAAACAUUCAUGAUCAGCUAUUACACCCUGACAUGGCACUGUAAAUGUGAACUUGGGUUUGUUUCAAAGUUAUAGAGUCAAACAAAAAGUGAGCCAAAGGCAUUAAAUCAAAUUUGAACAUUUAAAAGCCCUUCAGAACACAAUGAGUUUGAAUCUCAAACAUGAGCAUACUCUCAAAUUAGUGAUCAGUUGCACGGUAGAGUUUGGGGGUUCCCCCCCUUUUUUUAAUCUGACUUGGGUCCUUAUUGUCUGAGUCACAGGAAUGGACAUGUAGACCUAGCACAGUGUGAGAAGAGGCAUACAGUGACGUUGCCAUGUGGCCUUGAACAAGCCCCGGUUUUUCUCUAGGACGCAGUGUCUUUCAAGUGUAAAAUGAGUGAGUUCCCUUGACGGUUUCUUUUAGCACCAACAUCCGGACACCAUCGAAGGCCUGCCCUCCAUUUUCCCUUGGGACAGCCUGGACCAAGUAUCCUUCCUCCAGACAUAGGGAAAGGACGUUUAGUUGAGAGUGAACAUGGUGGGGAACCUGUGCAGCUCACCAGGUCCCUGUCCAAAAUACCACUUAUGUCAGCCCCCAGGGAGGAGGCCGUUCAUUCCAGGAGUGGAGGGACUGCCCAAUUCUUCCCACCAUACGCACGCCCUUCUUUUCAACUUUCCCCAAAAAGAAGGGCCUGCUCUGGGGAGGCAGUGUCACAUACACCUGACUGGAGACUUUUAGAAAAUAAAACGUUAAGAUUAGCAGCUAGCAGGAUGUGCGUGGUCUUAAUAUGGAUCACUAAAGAGCUAGUGGGGAAGGAAAGGAGACUAGGUGAGGUUAAAAAGAGGUGGGGGGGUGUUCCUUAGAAUAUCUGUGUUUUAACCAAGAACCCUCUUCUCUCCAGUUUAAACUCAUUCCCUCUGGCAGUGUGCAUAUCGAAACAUGAGGUCACGCCCUAGAUAUGUGAAGGAAAUUGAAUGAGCUCUCUCAUGGGGGUCCGUGAACUGGAUGGGUGGUCUCUUCUUUGAAAAAAAAAUUUUUUUUUUCUUUAGAAACAAGGUAUUUCUUUGUGUUGGAAUUCCAUGUACCAAAUGAUUCCUAAGCCCCUGCGGGAGUGGGCUUGUGGUAAUUGUGUUUUGUCUGUUCCCUGAGUGAGGUGGUAGACGAGGAAUUGGUAUGAAGUAGGCACUGUCAAGGAAUUUCAUUGCAAGUGAAAGCAAGCGGCUUGGGGGGAGGGCAUUCAUUUCUAGCCAGCAGCUCCCAGGUUUAGAGGAGAUUAAUUUUUACCCCCUAAGGAAUAGCCUCGCCCACGGGGUCAAGUGGAAGCUGUUGGACACCACCAGCUGUGUUUAAGUUUGUGACCAAGAAACAAUGACACAUGGGCUUAAUUAUGCUAACAGACUGGAAACCUAGGCAUACAUUCUCUGAUAGACAACUAGAGAUCGUUUUAUAUAGCUCCCAAGCCUUCUGCGCGUCUAAGAGCUAACAUUAGAGAGUGGUGGGAGUCACCAUUUACUGUUGAGGCUCUUUGCUCUGGGCGCUACAAAAGUCCAUGCACGUGCCUGGCAUUUUAUGACGCCAAUCGAGCAAAAUUAAUCGUGGCGAAUUAACUCGUUUACACAGUGUGAUCUUUUUUAUACUAACGUGCCAGGUCCUCUAGGUGUGAUUCUCUCAGCCGCCCACCACAGGCUCUGCACAGUCGCGCAUCCCGGGUGUGGACUGAGAAACAUUACCGUGUAGAUGUAUUUUCAAUAAAGAAAAGAAAUAGUUUUACAUUA
This is a messenger RNA of Echinops telfairi (small Madagascar hedgehog), 3830 nucleotides long. RefSeq names its product solute carrier family 1 member 3 (gene SLC1A3). Gene Ontology annotation, biological process: D-aspartate import across plasma membrane; L-glutamate import across plasma membrane; L-aspartate import across plasma membrane. Lineage: Eukaryota; Metazoa; Chordata; Mammalia; Afrosoricida; Tenrecidae. The record is from RefSeq and is a predicted model, not a curated record. Gene Ontology annotation, cellular component: plasma membrane. Gene Ontology annotation, molecular function: glutamate:sodium symporter activity; neutral L-amino acid transmembrane transporter activity; L-glutamate transmembrane transporter activity. The coding region runs from base 204 to 1832 and encodes 542 amino acids. The transcript has 10 exons.